Molecule: messenger RNA, 3963 nt
Organism: Scophthalmus maximus (turbot)
Lineage: Eukaryota; Metazoa; Chordata; Actinopteri; Pleuronectiformes; Scophthalmidae
Gene: cipcb
Product: CLOCK-interacting pacemaker b
Exons: 4
Coding region: 721-1959 (412 amino acids)
Biological process (GO): negative regulation of DNA-templated transcription; negative regulation of circadian rhythm
Cellular component (GO): nucleus
Source: RefSeq, a predicted model, not a curated record
CGUUUUGUCCUGACGGGGCCCUUCUGUUUACUACCUCACACAUGCUUAUCUUAGGUCUGGCCGGGGCUCUUAUGUAAUGCACCCGCACGUCGAGACCUCGCGUCACAGGAUUCCUCGACGGUACACUGCAGAUCACUGCACUGUACACAAGACCUGCCGACUGCACCGCGAACACAAUGUCCUCACAUUCGGCGGCGGUCACGUUUUCUCGGCUCGCUGCUCGUGCUGACCAAUCAAAGGCCGGCGAAUCUGGCCGGUGGGGCGGGCGUAUCAGCCCGAGCGUGUGACGUGUGUCCUACUCCAGACACCGCCACGCCCCGAACUACCAAAUAUGGCGGUGUGACUGUAUCGAGCGUCCGGCGCUUGCAGCUUGCAUUUGUCGCCGCACAUGAACCGCGGGUGAGUGACUGAAAGCCCGCGGGUGAGUCGGCGGUCGACUCUCCGUGUCAGCGCUCGAAAGGGACGUUAAAACCGCGACUGCCGGCCGGUAGCCACAUGUGACCCAGCAGACAGGGGCGGGGCUCCGUGUCUCGUGCGCGCUACCGUGGAACACACGCUCCCAGUCGACGUCGCUGGUUCCACACAACAGGAGAAGAAGUCGACGAGACAGCGGAGACACCUCGAGCCGCUGGAACACCGCCAAGGACAAACCCUUGAUGUGCUGAUGUCGUUUUUGUGAGACCCCAUCGAGCCAAGGACCUUGUCGGUACAGCAGCAAAGAUGAGCACCAAGAGGAAAGCAGAGAGCCACUCAAGGGCAGCAAACAGACCACACACCACGAAGUCUGGAAACUCCCGGACUGAUUCAGAGAGAGACUCCGGAUUCUCAGAUGCAAGCUCAGAGCAUAUGAGCUCAAGGGACGCCACAGACUUGGAGGAUUCACCCCGCCCUGUUGUGCAGCAGGGACCACAGGGUUCUGGCCUGGGGCCUCAGCGCUCUCAGCUGGCUGUGGUGGGAGGCUCCUACUCCAACCUUUCUCCCAUGAUCAUCAUGAACAAUGUCCUCCUGAAGCAGCCUUCAGACAACCCUCCUGCGCUUAAGCCCUGGGGGGUUUGUCCCACAGUGGAGGUGGUUCAGCCAGUGGUCCAGCAACCUCAGGUGGUCUUCCUCCAGCCCGUGGUCUCUCGUCAAGCUUCCCCUGCCUCCAAAGAGACCCCCUCCAGACACAAACGCCCUAAGAAAUAUCUUCCAAUCCUGAAAUCCUACCCCAAGAUUGCUCCACACCCUGGAGACAGCCCCACUUCCUCAGGGAGAGGAACUGCUUCCUCAUCUUCGUCCACUUCCUCCUCCUCCUCCUCUUCCUCUUAUUCAUAUUCCUCGUCCUCUUCUGCAGGGUCAAAGAGGGGUAGCAGUUUGACCUCAAAUCACCGUGAACACUGUCACAGAGAGAAACUGUCAAGAAGCCUGUGUGGUAGUGUUAGUAAGACUGGCUCCACCACUUCUAGUCUACCUGAUGCCCCCAGCACCAUGUCCCCUCUACUCCAGAACCGACUUUCUGUCCCCACAACAGAAGCCAGCUGCAGCGCCAGCAGUAGUCCUGCCAGGGAAAGGUCUUCAUCGGCUUUCAGCCAGUCAGAGUUUACUGCCUCCCUAUAUUUCACUGAGACCACUGGUUCCAAGAACCAGAUACUCCCCUUUCCCCAGAUGGGCACCAAGGAGAACAUUUCACUUGGAGAAAGUGAUACCAGCGACAGUGAUCCCGAUGCGCGGAAGAAGCGCUUCUGCAACACCUACAACAUCCUGAGCAAAUCUGGCCUGCUAGACAUCACUCUUCGUACCAAGGAGCUCCUCAGGCAGAACCGACACACCCAGAACGACCUGGACCACCUAAAAGAACAGACAGACCUGUUCCUCCAGGCUGUGAAGAGCGGCGACACAAGCAUCUGUGUUAAGCUGCAGUCUAGUCUUCAGGAGGAAGACAGAGAGAGAGCUGCUCAGGCCAGCUUAAAGGCAUAUUAGACCUAGGCUGGUGCGAGACAGUAUACCUGAGAUGGGGAAGGGAAGGCCAGGGUCAGGGGUUUGGAGCCUGCAUAGACAGAUGGGCUGAGAGUAAUGUGCUCCACAAUACAAACCCACCCCAGAUUCUCUCACACAGACAGUGUGCAGUGGCCUACAUUUUGGAUGCUGCCUGCCUUAGGGCUGUGACACACCAAGCCAACAUCAGACAAUUGGUGCAGAGAAAGACUUUUUGUGGCCUCAUGUCUUCUGUUAAAAGAUGCUCUGGAACUCGAUUCAACAAUAAAUACACACAAAAGCUACAAAAGUCUCCUUAAAAAGUGGCCUGUAAAUGUUGCAUUGCUGUACCUGACGGUGUUGGUCUCUGGUGUUUAGGUUGUGGAAAGAGAAAAGAUGGAGGUGAAUUGUCACUCACCGAGGCCUAUUGGUCCGACGGCUAUCGGUUAGAGACAGUGCAAAACUCUGGGUGGUGUUCACUGCCUGGUCACCAACGGUCGACUUGAUGUGUCAGGGAACAAAGGUUCAACGGGACAGAACCACUGCUCUGUCACGAUGAGUCUGACCAGAACUCCUCCCAUGAAACUGGUUCUCUGCUGCAGAGAAACUAAGUUGCUCUUUGGCAAUCGAGACCUGACACCCCGCGAGUGGUUUGGAUCUAAGGCACGAAGGAAAGAACGAAUGCAAAACCUUUUUAACCUUUUUUUUAUACCAAAUACAGAAGACAGGCUCAGAAUCUGAAGACUGGAUGUUUCAACUUAAACAGCACACGACGAGGUGUUUUCAUCUAAAACUACAAACACUAUGACAACAGAAUCCAUGAGAUUGACAUUUCUGUUGAUUUAACAGUUUAACGUAAUCCAUGUAAUUCUUUACUCUUGCAUGUUGGUUUACUGAGACCUAGUUAACAGCAAGUGUUUUCAUAAACAAAAUUGCUCAAUGCAGAAGUCAUCAAUUCUGUAAAAUCUCUCAUUAUGACAGGCUUAAGGAGUGAACGUGUUCGGGCGUCUUGUCAGUCGGCAUCUUCAAACGGUCAAACGUGCCUAGAGUGUCCUUCGGUUCCCGCUGUGUUGUAAAACGGGAAGUGAAAGAUUUAGCACAGCCCGUGACGGUUUUAAGUUCAGCAUUCCCAUCAUGUUGAUGGAAGUACAGCUCCUGGCAUCAUGCCAAUGGUGCUUCCUGAAGCUCAUAAAUUUUGACUUCUGUAAGAAUUCCUUCAUUAUUGUGUGUGUGUGUGUGUGUGUGUGUGUGUGUGUGUGUGUGUGUGUGUGUGUGUGUGUGUGUGUGUGUGUGUGUGUGUGUGUGUGUGUGUGUGUGUGUGUGUGUGUGUGUGUGUGUGUGUGUGUGUGUGUGUGUGUGUGUGUGUGUGUGUGUGUGUGUGUGUGUGUAAUUUAAUGUGAAAUGUAUGAAAUAUUUGUGUCUACUAAGACAAUCAUCAAGUCCGGUUUCUUGAUGAAAACAAGUUGUCGUGUAUAGUUGAGUGUCUAUGACUAUGACGUUUUUGUAUGUUUGUAAAUUAUGGCCUUAAUCUCGAAAUCCUGUUUAUGUCACAGAAAUUUGCACUAAAAUGAUGUAAGAGGCACUCUGAAUUCGUUUCUGUGCAGAAUCAACUGGCAGCUAUGUUCAAUCAUUCAAGGAAGAGGUUUUGUUUGGUUCUUCUUUUUUGAGGUGCAUUGUGGGUCAUCAUAAGCACCCUGCCAGUAAAUACAUACUUCUGUAGUACAACCAUGCAUAAAAUGUAUGUUAUCAGCUUUUAUCAUUACUAGUGUUUUUUAAAAGGGUUUAUCAUAGUUUGGUUAUUUAACAAAGAAAAUAUUUAAUGAUAAUGUAUGUGCUGUGCUUAUGUUGAUUUAAAAUGACUCAAGGGAAUAUUUCUAUUCUGCUAUGUACAUCUGAACAUAAAUACAGUUUAAGUUUUGAACUUUGUGUUUUCUGUGAGGGGGUCUUUGUCACAACACAAAAAAACUGAAAUAUGGCCGAUAAAAUAAACCGUAGAGCGACUAGAGCCCA